Messenger RNA from Sipha flava (yellow sugarcane aphid), 2283 nucleotides. RefSeq names its product protein AF-9-like. The annotation marks the transcript as partial. Gene Ontology annotation, cellular component: super elongation complex. The record is from RefSeq and is a predicted model, not a curated record. NCBI's taxonomy places the organism in Eukaryota, Metazoa, Arthropoda, Insecta, Hemiptera, Aphididae. Gene Ontology annotation, biological process: regulation of DNA-templated transcription. The transcript is spliced from 4 exons.
AAAAUACUACCCUUACUGUUCGGCCGGACGAAGUCUUUCCGACAAUCACUGGUACCCGCCGACUGUUUUCUGUGGGUACACGCAAGCACCAGCCGUCAUCGGAGCAUUGGUAAUAACCAUCCGCUGUACGGCCACAAUGAUUCCAUGAAAAUGGCAUUUCCCUAUGUUAAAGUUAUAUUUGAAAUUGGUCAUGAGGCGUCCGUCCGAAACAAACGAACGCCAGAAGGAUUUACUCAUGACUGGGAACUGUUUGUUCGUGGCGCUGACAACACAGACAUACAUUUCUUUAUUGACAAAGUUGUGUUUCAUUUACAUGACACGUUUCCAAAUCCAAAAAGAGUGGUUAAAGAACCACCAUAUGUUGUGAAAGAAUCUGGAUAUGCUGGUUUUCCAUUACCUAUUGAAAUUUAUGUACGAAAUAAAGAAGAACCAAGAAAAAUUAAAUUUAACUACGAAUUGGUACUUCAAGAUCGUGGUUCACCACCAAUUUCAAGAGUUAUAAGAGAAGUAUAUGUAUUUAGCCCUUCGGAAGAUUUCCGACGGAAACUUAUUAAAGGCGGAGGAAUAAGUGUAUUAUCACAUGAUGGUGCUGAAACAAAAAACCCCUCUUCAAGUUCUGCCAUAUCAAAACAAAAAUCAAUUACAAAUACUAAUCGGUUGCCAUCCCCACCACCUAAAAAAAAUAAAAAAGAAGACAUGAAAUUAAAUAAUACAUUUGCCACACUUUUUGGGUCUCCAAUACAGCCUUCAAAGUUACCACUGACUACAUCAAAAUCAUCAUCACAAAAACUAUCUUCCUCGGACAAAUCUCAAACAAAAAUUAAAAGUAGUCCUCAUCAUAAAGAGGAAAAAAAAGAAAAAGAAAGAGAUAAAGAAAAGAAAAAGUCCAAAGAAUUGUCUGUUGACAAAGUAAAAAAAGAUAAAGAUAAAAAAGAAAAAUCGAAAGAAAGUUCUGACAAAUCUAAGUCCAUUAAACAAAGUAGUUCUAAACCUGACAAAAAAGAAUCUACUCAUCAUGAAAAGGUAAAAGAAAAGUUAAAUGAUAUUAAAAUUGAAAAAAAAGAAUCUAAAGAUAAAAGCAAACGCGAAGAUAAAAUAAAGGAAAAGAAUAAAGAAAAGACUCACAAAGAAGAAAAAUCAUAUCAUGAAGCAAAAAUUAUUAAACAAGAAAUAAAAUCUGAAUUUAAUGAUCAAGAGAAAAAGAAACAUAAAAGUUCUCCAGAAUCAAUAAAAAUUAAGUCUGAUAAAAAACUAGAAAAAUCUGAAAAAUCAUCAAAACCACAUAAAAGUCAUAAGGAGCAUAAAAAAAGAGAUAAAAGAAAUAAAGAAGAAAGAUUAUCUAAGAAAGAAGAAAAAUCGAAUUUUGUUGAGCAAGAUACUUCAUUUAAACAUCUUGAUGUACCACAAACAAUUACUUCAAUAGAAGAAUUUCCUAAGUUAAAAGAAGAGAUACCAGAAUGUUCACCGCCACCAAAAGCGAAUUCUUCUAGAAUUCAUGAACCUGAAUCUGAAGAAGAAUUUCUCUCUGAAGAUAGUGAUUCUCCUUAUCAACCACCAGAACCACCUAAGCCUAAGGAACUAGAACCACCCAAGAAAAAGCUUUCUCCAGAAAAUAGUUUUAUAAAAAAGAAGAAACGAAAAAAGAAAGAACGUGAUUCUGAAGAAUCAAAGCCAAAAUCUAGUAGACCAGAGAUUACUGAACAGAUACGGGAAACAUGUUCAGACCUUUCUAGAUCACCAUCACCAUCUCCAAGUAACAAUAAAUUCACUGAUGAGUAUAUAAAUUCACUAAAACAUCUCCAACACAAAAUAAUGAUGUUAGAAGAUGAAGACCUUCAAAGGGUAGUAACUGUAAUAGCCGAAACUGGACAUUAUGAAAUAACUACAAAAACUUUUGAUUUUGAUCUCUGUGCUUUGAAUGAAACCACAGUGAAAAAAUUACAAGAACUUAUCACAUAAUUUGUUAGUUUUAUUUAUACACUUAAUUUAUAUAUUUAUAAUUACAUAAUAUAUUUUGUUAAUUUAACUUAUUUAUUUGUUUAAAACUGAUUACUUGAGUAGCUACAGCAUCCCAAAAUAAUGUGAUUUAAUUACAUUGUGAACAAGUCUGUAUAGUAAAAUUGUACAUAACAUCGAUAAAGAAUUAUGAUUUAAUAUCACAUAAAUAUUGUUGUCCUAUAUUUCCCUGUUAUGGACUUAUUUUUGAAUUGUGUGAAUUUUAAUAUGAAUUGUUUUUCUUUUUAUUUUAGUAGUUGGACAUUUUCUCAUAUUAGAUAAAAUAUA